Myotis myotis is the source of this 1296-nucleotide messenger RNA. RefSeq names its product solute carrier family 35 member G1-like. The transcript has 3 exons. NCBI's taxonomy places the organism in Eukaryota, Metazoa, Chordata, Mammalia, Chiroptera, Vespertilionidae. The record is from RefSeq and is a predicted model, not a curated record. The coding region runs from base 81 to 1181 and encodes 366 amino acids. Gene Ontology annotation, cellular component: plasma membrane; endoplasmic reticulum membrane. Gene Ontology annotation, biological process: regulation of cytosolic calcium ion concentration; calcium ion export across plasma membrane.
CCCGCCGCCGGAAGAGCCAGGCAGCCUAGCUCCGCGCCAGACGCUGCGCCGGCCGCGGGGAAAUCACCGCCCGCCGCGCAAUGCGGACCCUCCACAGCACCCGGGUCGCGGAGCUGCGGGAGCCCGGGCUGCCGCUCACAGCCGACACAUCCCCGUCCUCGUCGGACGCGAGGGAAGAGCCGGCGGAGGCCGUGGAAACCCCGGGUCCCAGCUGGUGCGGGCUGUGCCGCUCCUGGCUGUGCGGUUCGCGCGCGCAGCCCGAAGCCAAGAAGAAAGCACCCUGUCGUGGACUUGGCUUGUUUUACACAUUAUUGUCUGCCUUCCUUUUCUCAGUGGCCUUUUUAUUUGUUAAAAAAGUGCAAGACCUCCAUGCUGUAGAAAUUAGUGCAUUCCGAUGUGUGUUCCAAAUGUUAGUCGUUAUCCCUUGCUUAAUAUACAGAAAAACUGGGUUUAUAGGCCCAAAAGAUCUACGAAUCUUCCUCAUUCUUGGAGGAGUCCUCGGUUCUACCGCCAUGAUCCUUUUAUACUACGCUUUCCAGGCAACAUCCCUCGCCGAUGCCAUGGUUAUCGCGUUUAGCUGUCCAGUGUUUACGUCUAUAUUUGCUUGCAUAUUUCUCAAGGAAAAAUACAGCCCUUGGAAUGUUCUCUUCACCGCAUUCGCCAUCACCGGAGUGAUCCUCAUUGUGAGGCCACCAUUUGUGUUUGGUUCCAACACUGUGAAGACGACUAGAAGCUAUUCAGAUCACGUGAAGGGCACGUUGGCAGCACUUGGACAUGCCGUAUCUAAUGCCUUGACUCUCGUUAUCCUCAGAAAAAUGGGGAAAUCUGUGGAUUACUUUUUGCCCAUCUGGUUUUAUGUACUGGUUGGCCUCAUGGAGUCCGUCGUCAUCCUCUCUGUAUUAGGAAUGUGGAGGAUACCGAACUGUGGGAUAGACAGGCUCUUUCUCCUACUAAUUGGGCUGUUUGGUUUGGCGGGUCAGGUGUUUCUCACCAAAGCCCUUCAGAUAGAAGAAGCUGGGCUAGUAGCACUAAUGAAGACCAUGGAUGUGGUUUUUGCUUUUAUCUUUCAGGUUAUUUUCCUGCAUGAUAUACCAACGUGGUGGACGGUGGGUGGCGCACUCUGCGUAGUAGCCAGUAGUGCUGGAGUGGCCAUUCGUAAAUGGUGCCAGGGAUCCAAAUGAAGCAUCGUUGCAGAAAUGUGUAUUUUUUACAAGUCCAUCUUCACCGAAUACAAAAACACCACAUAUGCACAUACCUGGAAAAUCAGCACUUAAUUAAUUGAUUAUAUUUAAUAAA